Bacillus rossius redtenbacheri is the source of this 3834-nucleotide messenger RNA. RefSeq lists its product as uncharacterized. The transcript has 10 exons. NCBI's taxonomy places the organism in Eukaryota, Metazoa, Arthropoda, Insecta, Phasmatodea, Bacillidae. Bases 370 to 2403 code for a protein of 677 amino acids. Gene Ontology annotation, cellular component: membrane. The record is from RefSeq and is a predicted model, not a curated record.
GUUCCAGAGUUUUAAUAUUCUCCAACAUAUACAGGUGGUGUUACCGCGUGCGUGGUUCCCCAUCCGAUAUUACUUCGUCGUGUAGUCCGAAAUUCUUACCGUCAUAUACUUUGAAUCUAACAACGUAGAAAGAAAAAAGGGUUUGGCAUUGUAAAAGGUAAAAAAAAAAAAAAAAUAAUAAAUAAACAUACCACGAGAGGUAUCGCUUAAAUAGUGAGAAGUGAUUGCCUGAAUCUACCGAUACUACCUGUGGAUUUUUCUACAUUUAGGAGAUGCUGCUACCAAUGAGAAUACCAACUGCAAGCAUGUAAAGGAUAUGCAAGGAUAUAUCUGUACAGAAGAAUUUGACUUUCACUAUUAUAAACGAAAAUGUCGAAACUGACGAUAAACAAGAAUAUGGUUCCACUAAAGUGCCUUCUCUUUCUCUUCUUUGGUGGCAUGGGCUGCCUGCUGCCGUUCCUGCCGCGCCACAUGCUGCUGGCGGGGCUGACGCGCUACGAGGCGUGCGUGGUGUCGGCGGUGGCGCCCCUGGCGGCCGUGCUGGGCCCCUUGGCCGCCAGCCCGCUGUGCGACCGGCCCGGGCGUCGCGGCGCCGCGCGGCCCGUGCGCGCCUCCCUCGCCGCCAGCGCGCUGCUGGCCGCGCUCUGCUACUGCCUGCUCAUGGCCGUGCCCACGGUGCGGCGCCUCGAGCCGCGCCUGCCCGCCGUCAGCUUCAGCUGCGACGAGCGGGGCGCCGCCGUGCUGCAGGAGCGCUGCCUCGCGCCCUCCUGCGCCCCGCCGCUGCAGGACAAGUUCGGCGUGCUGCACCUGCGGGGCUGCAGGCACAGCUGCGACGCCGACGGCGCCGCGGCGCCCCUCUCGCCCGGCAACGGCUCGGCCGAGGCGCCGCCGCCAGACGCCACCACGGCGCUGCCGGCGGACGUCCUGGAGCCGGACGUGCCCGACGAGGCGCUCGAAGCCGACGACUACGUGGACCAGGCGGGCGACUACGCCGACGAAGGCAGCAGGAGGCGGCGGCGGCAGGCGGACGGAGGCCCGUCGCCGCACAUCUGCGACGGCAGCGUGUGCGAGGUGUUCACGAACGCGAGCGCCGCGGUGACGCUGAACGCCACCCUGCUCGCGGCGCGCGACGACGAGGAGGAGGAGGGGCAGCGGAGCGAGGGCGGGCGCUGGUGCCGCUACCCGCUGUCCCGGGAGCUGCGCUGCCGCGUGCCCCAGGGCGCCGCCGGGGGCUUGGCCGCGCCCUGCCGCAUCUCCUGCGACAUCGACGACCCCUACACGGCGGCGGGCAGCGUGCUGGCGCAGAGCGAGUGCCCGCGCGCCGUCGGCGACCCGCAGCUCACCUUCUGGAGCUACCUCGUGCUCCGCUCGCUGGGGGACGCAUUCACCGCUGCGGCAGUCACGCUGCUGGACGCCUCCGUGGUGGUGGCGACGCGCGAGACGAGCGCGGGGCGCGGCGACGUGGGCCGCGAGCUGGCCUGGGGCGCGCUGGGCUGCGCGCUCUUCGCCCCGGCCGUGGGCGCUGUGCUCAGCCACGCCACGGGCCCCGCCCCGCCCGUGUACUACGCGGCGUUCGCCUGCUUCGCGGCGCUGAUGCUGCUGUCGGCGGUGGUGGUGGCGUCCGCGCGGUCCGCGCCGCUGGCCCCGCCCGAGUGGUGGUGGCACGCCCGCGGUGCCCCGCUCGGCGGCGCGGCGCGCUCCGCCUCCGAGAUCGCGGCGCUGUCCGCGGUGCUGGUGCUGCUGGGGGCCCUGUGGAGCGCCAUCGACUCCUUCCUGCCGUGGCAUCUGACCCACCUGCAAGGCAAUGAGCUGCUGAUUGGUAUCACCCUGACCGUCGGGGCCUUGCCCGCCAUUCCUUUCCUGUGGAAUGCAGAGAAAGUUGUAGAGUACUGUGGCCACUCCAACCUACUCAUCACUGCCUUCACUUUCUACAUCAUUCGCUACACAGGGCUGUCUUUCUUCUCGAACCCGUGGUGGGUGCUGCUGUGUGAGGCCCUGGAGGUGUUCACCCUGAGCCUCAUGUGGGUGACGGCCAUUCUGUACAUGCGCCACCUGGUGCCGCGUCACUUCACCGCCACGGGCCAGGCCAUCGCCGUCAUCGCACACUUCUGCGUCGGCCGCUCCCUCGGCGCCGUGCUGGGCGCCGUGCUCAUCUCGCACGGGCCGGACGAGAAGGCCAUGGUGCUGGUGUACCAGGUGGGGGCGGUGGUGGCGUGUGUGGUCGCGUCCCUCUACUUCGCGGUGUACCACUGCUGCCUGAAGCCGCGCUGCCUGUGUCCUGCCGGGGCUGCCCCCCGCGGCCAGCCGCCGCCGGCCGACGGACCAACCACCAACGGCACGUACACUCCACUCAAGGUGUACAACAACACCAAAGGUCAGCAGAAAGGUCAGUUCAGGUACUGAACGAGCAAAACAAGAUUCUCGGAACUAGCCGCAUGGCGUGUGCAGUGCCUUGGGACAGACUGUGGAUUUGUGAAGUGUGAACGCAAAACUAACCAUGACCGGACCACAUCACGCUUUGGACAAAAUAACACUUUGAGCAAAAAUUGAAUAUUUUGAAUACCGGUAUUGGUACUGAAUAAGAUGCUUAUGGAGAAAAGGAAUAAUAUUCCUGACGCUGGGUUUAUAAAUUUUUAAAUAAAAUAUCUUGCGAUAUUUAUUUUAGACAGUUGUGUGAUGCUGUUUGAUGUUAAAAUCAAUAAGUUUUGUUUCAUAGCUAAGCUUUUAUCAGAUGCAGAUACUCUACUAAAGUAAUAAUCCGUGUCACGUAUACACAGGGACAGUCACAAGCAGUGUUCAUUAUGUAUAUUAAAUUGCUGUACAUUUGUGGCAAAAUUAGGGCAUUUUAGCAUAGAUUUUUCAUUAACAACUGUGCCCGAGUUGUUUGAAAGACUGUUUACUUAUCUGAAUAAGAAAUUUAAUAUGUACAUUUGUAGGUAAGACUCUUUCAGAACAUUUAUAAUGUUAAGUACAUACUUAUGAUACUUUGUCAUUUAAGUACAAAAUACUUCAGACCUCAAAGGGAAUGGCAUCCCUUAAAAUGUCUCAAAAUUAAAUAAGAGGUCUUCCAGUUGCUUGCCUAAUUUAAAUACUCAAAAGGGGAAUACUAUGUACAAAAGUAAAUUGGUGCAACACAUUGGGGAAAAAAACUGAAAAUUUGUACUUUUAAUAAAAAGAAAGUUAAAUCUUACUAUAUGCACCAUUUUCUGUAAUGACAUGUAUCAUGUAUCUACGUAUUACUAAAAUUUUAUUUAUCUACAUAAAUAGCUUGCUAAUUAUUAUGUUUGCAGUGAUAUUGGCCUUAUUUUUGAUUCAAUGUAACACUUAUAUUUAUUUUACCUACAGGCUUAACUUUCUCUCUGCAAAAUCAAAAUAAUUUUACUUCUUACUUAUUAGUUUAAAUAGCAGUGUUGAUAUUUGUUAGCUAAUAAGUAAUGUAUACAUGCCAUCUAUUGACCUCGCUGUCAAAAAGACAUUAAUAAAAAAAUUAUCCAUUUAAUGUAAUGAAACUACUUGUAACAAAUGUAUUUUACCAUGCAGCUGGCAUAAAUGUGUUCAUAGCUUGAGAUUUGUUUUUUUUUUUACUUCUGUCUAGCAGAAAAUUCUUUAAAAUGUAGACUUUUUUUACUUUUUGCAAGAAACUGAAAUCAUAACUGGUAUGAUGCUUUGAAAUAUUUUUUUUUAUCAAAACCUGUAACUGCUUUUCGUUGCCUGCAUCACAUUUCAAUACAAAUUUUGAUUUUAAGUUUUAGCUUCACCAUUUUUUUUGUAUGCACUUCUUCUUAUUAUAGUUAUUGUAUUUUGAAACAAUAUUCUAAUAAAAAUGAUUUUCUA